Condylura cristata (star-nosed mole) is the source of this 6075-nucleotide messenger RNA. RefSeq names its product M-phase phosphoprotein 9 (gene MPHOSPH9). The record is from RefSeq and is a predicted model, not a curated record. Bases 1 to 3558 code for a protein of 1185 amino acids. The transcript is spliced from 23 exons. Gene Ontology annotation, cellular component: centriole. Lineage: Eukaryota; Metazoa; Chordata; Mammalia; Eulipotyphla; Talpidae.
AUGGAAGAUUCUGACUUUACGAAAACCUUACCAAAAACCUCAUCUUGUCUAGAAUCUGAUAUAAAAAAUUCCCCCCAUUCUCUUCAACUGAACUUAAGUACUAAUAGAAGUAGUCCCCACCUGAGGACAAAUGGGGUGUCCUCAUUCUCAGGGAAGACCAGACCAUCUGUCGUCCAAGGUACAUUUGAGGUCCUGUCGUCUUUAAUGCAAGAGCUACAAAACGGUGGAGAGACUGACUCAGAACUUUGGGAAAACUCUGAGUGGCUACAGUUAUUCAGUUUGGUGGAAAAACAAUGUCAAGAACAAAUCGUCGCCCAGCAGGAACAGUUCCACAACCAAGUUCAACAUAUACAGGAGGAGAUCAGAAAUAUAGUCAAGUUACAGACCAGCAAUGCUUUCUGGGCUUCCUUUGAUAGUUCUUUAAACAGACAAGUAUUUUCAGAAAGUCCAAUGGGUUUUUUUUCUGAAAACAGCAAGAGAAAUGAAUCUGUCAUCAGCUACCCUAAGUCCAGAGAACCUGAAAUGCAGCAAGAAACCUCUACAUCCCAGCCAGACUGCAGCGUGGACAGCAGCUCCUUGAGCAGCGGGUAUGGUACCUUCAGUGUCUCCGAGUUAAACACCUGCAAGUCUGAGGACCAUAAGGAGUACAUGGAGCACAGAGAAUGUGUCCCGGGAUCACAUGGGACCCUGGCAUUGCAGGUCCAGCCACUCCCGGAGGCCGCCAAAGCCAAGAAUUGUCACUUGCAGGCUACCGAUGGUUUGUGCACAUCUUUAAAGGAAGAUACUUCCAUUUUCCAUGGUGAAUUUCAACAUACUUCUCUUGGUGAAAAGAUUUCUGAAGUAUACAGUGGAAAAACAAGCAGUAAAUCUGUGACAUCAUGGGCUGAAAAGCUGAAGCAGAACCAACCAAAGAGCGUACACACAGAAGAUUCAAAACCAACACGUGAGGGCGAGCAGGCCAGGAAAUUACCCACAGGGAAGUCUGUUUUCACUGUUGCUGCUGGUCCACAUGCUUUUUACCUUGGUAAGCCAGAGGGAAGCCCACAGUCUUGGACGUCUGAUUCAGGAGCAGUCUCCUCUGGCGGUGUGUCCACACUAGGACUGACCUACUGGGCAAAGGAAAAGAGCCACAUGCGUCCCUGUCUGCCCCGGACAUUAGAGGAGGCUUCUGUGCCACCUUCCGAGGAGCUCUCUGCGAGCCAGUUUAAUACUGGUAAUGAGAUGACGCUACCAUCCCUGAAGGAAAUUUAUCAUAAAAAACAAAGGGAAAACAAGCAGUUCCCUGAGAGGACUCUCACUUCUUCCAACCCAAAUCAUCCACCAGAGGUACUAACUUUGGACCCAAUGAUACACAUGAAGCCACAGCAGCGGGGGGCGGGAACUGAGCCCCCAGACUUCAGGGAUGCUCUUGAUGCCAGGACAGCCUUCUCACCAGACUCUGUUCUAGAGCCUAGCUUGUCUAGCCACUCUGAUAUAGACUCAUUUUCACAAGCAACUAACAUCACUUCUCAGUUACCUGGAUUCCCAAAAUAUUCAAAUUCAAAAGCUUUGCCAGCGGACUCCUGGAAAACUCUUGGGUUCCAAAACGAAAGCAGGACCAGUUCCCCAUUUCCUUCUGCGUACACCAUCACUGGUAGUGACAUCUUGGUCAACACCAUGGAAGAAGGAGACACUGUCAUGGUAACUGCAGCCUCAGUAGGUCAGUCCCAGCUUCCAGGUACAGCCAACAGUGCCCCAGAAUUCGUUUCAUUGACUUCCCUGGAAGAUCCUGUCAUAAUGUCUAAGAUUAGACAGAACCUCAAGGAAAAGCAUGCGCGACACGUAGCAGAUCUUCGUGCUUAUUAUGAAUCAGAAAUAAAUAGUUUGAAACAAAAGUUGGAGACUAAAGAAAUUUCUGCAGUUGAAGAGUGGAAGAAAGCCAAUCAGAUUCUUGUGGACAGAUGUGGCCAGUUGGACAUUGCUCUUAGUGAAGCUACUAGUCGUGUGAGAACUCUUGAAAAUAAGAAUAACUUACUGGAGAUAGAAGUGAAUGAUUUCAGAGAACGCUUCAGCGCAGCCAGCAGUGCCUCCAAAAUUUUACAGGAACGAAUUGAGGAAAUGAGAACAAGUAGUAAAGAAAAAGAUAGCACCAUCCUACGAUUAAAAUCUAGACUGCAGGAUUUGGAAGAAGCUUUUGAGAAUGCUUAUAAGCUCUCAGAUGAUAAAGAGACUAGAUUAAAACAGGAAAACAAAAUGUUUCAAGAUCUCCUGGGAGAAUAUGAGUGCCUUGGGAAAGAACACGAAAGAGUCAAGGAUACAUUGAACACAACUGAGAACAAACUGCUUGAUGCUCACACUCAGAUCUCUGACUUGAAAAGAACAAUUUCAAAACUUGAAGCUCAGGUCAAGCAAGUAGAGCAUGAGAGUAUGUUAAGUCUUCGUCAUGAUUCUAGAUCUCCCACGAGACCCUCACAUGCCAAUACGCUGGCCACCACAGACGUCACCAGGCGCAAGUGGCUGAUCCCAGGGGCCAAGUACUCCAUCUUCACCGGCCAGCCCUUGUACCCCCAUGAGUGCAGAGUGGACCACCAACUGGAGGAACCCUGCAUUCCUGGGCACCAUUCUACUUCGGGAAAGGAUUUUUCGUCUGGAAUUUCACCAACAAGCUUAUUGGUAAAGAAACAGAGAGAGACUUCAGAUACACCAAUAGUGAAAGCUUUAAAAGAAUUUAAUGAAGAAAAAAUAUUUAAAAACUGGGGCACACAGACAGAAAAAGAGAGCACUUUUCACAAAUUAGCAAAUUCCCGGGAAACUGAAACUUCAGUUAAUGAAAGUCGGUCCCCUGAGAAAUGUGCCCAGCAGAGGCCAAAGAAAUUUAAUUCUGCCUCGCAAAGAUCAUCCUCCCUACCACCUUCAAACCGUAAACCCAGCACUCCAACAAAAAGAGAGAUUAUGUUAACACCAGUGACUGUGGCUUAUAGUCCAAAGCGAUCCCCUAAAGAAAAUUUGUCCCCAGGAUUUAGUCAUCUGCUUAGCAAAAACGAAAACAGUCCAGUCCGAUUUGAUAUACUUUUGGAUGAUUUAGAUACUGUUCCUGUGAUUCCUUCACAACGUACCAACCCAAGAAAGCAAUUCCAGUUUCUUCCUGUAGCUGACUCAGAAGAAAAACAAUAUUCAGAAAAAGUCGCCACCAUCCCUGUUGGUCACGGCUGUUUCCCUGAAGCGCCGCUGAGUGAGGUGAAGGCAGCAUCUGUUUGCUCAGCAUGGGAGAGGAAUAAGCUGGACAGCUGCGAGCUGGUUAGGCCUGAGGUGGCGGCACAAGGUGGUGACUUUGAAUAUACAGCAAAAAUUAGGACCCUUGCUGAAACAGAGCGUUUUUUUGAUGAACUUACAAAAGAAAAAGAUCAGAUUGAGGCAGCACUGAGUCGAAUGCCUUCUGCUGGAGGACGCAUCACUUUGCAGACAAGAUUAAAUCAGGAAGCCCUAGAAGAUCGUUUGGAAAGGAUUAAUCAAGAACUGGGUUCUGUUCGAAUGACGUUAAAGAAGUUCCAUGUUUUGCGCACUUCUGCAAAUCUUUGAGAUUUGUAACCAUUAAAUUUUGAGACAUUUUGUUUGCACUAAUGUAUAAUUAUGCACUCAGAAAAGACACUAUUUUGUACUGUUUGUAAGCCUUUAAGGGGUGGUUUUAUAAUCAUGCUAUUCUUACACAUACUAUUUUAUACUUCAAAUGGCCACAUAUUUUCAAGAUAUUUUUGUUAUGCUCAGGAAUCUCUUGUAUAUUUUACUAUUUAAAAAGUUUUAUUUUUAAAUAGUACAUGUCUCCAAUUUAUAUCAAGAAUAAGAAAAUGUAAACAGAAGGCAGCUUGUUUCUAAAUGAAUAGUAUUACUCUUUUACAAUGAAUUUUGCACACCAGUUUUAUAAACUUGUUCUAUAUUGUGAAUAUGGUUCUUUUUAAAAAAUAAAUGCUAAGAGCAGCUUAGACUAGAACAAGCUGAAUGCAAAAGAAAAAAAUUACAGCACACUCUUGAGUUUUAACUGCCUAGUUGUUCAAAAAACUUGAAAUCUCAACCUUAGAGUGAAUAUUGGAAUCAUAAUAAUGGAAAUAUUGGAAGUAAUGGAAUACUGAAAAACUUCUAUAUGAUAACACCUUUUGUUUCCUUUAAGCUUCAUUAUUUAUAAGGAAAGAAAAGUUCUCUCAUUUUGUCAUACAUACAGCACCUUUUGGGAAAAGUUGGCCAAGUGGAGAGCUGUAGCUUUCUGCCCACCCUGAGUGUAUCUUGCCACCCACCCUGGCCAGUAAGUUGGCUGACCAAGCUUUGGUGACACACAGGCCACCACCUAGUGCUGGUUUCCUUGUGUACUUGACCUCGUCUGUCAGUCAUGUUGGCAUGCAGACAUUAUAAGCCCCUCUGCACCCAUUCCACCCCUUUCAAAUAGAAGAAGAAACUGCCCCCCACCAGGUUCAGUGGGACACCAGGUUUGGGUCAGAGCCCCAGCUCAGCUUAUUAAGCCCAGGCCAUGUGAGGGGCUCAGGCUUGCUGCCUUUGCUCAACCCUGCUAUAGCUUCAUGCCCACUGCUGGGGCAGCACCUCCUGGCUCUCCUGGUAGGUGUGUGGCCAGUUUGCUGGUCAGGCCCAGCGCAUAGACCUGCCCACUUUUUGGUGCCCAGUCAGAGCCAGUGCCCCCAUACCCAAACUGGGUACUUGAACAAGCUCAUUCCUAACAUUCACAGUUGAUUCCACUGAAAAUGCUCAGGGUGUAAGUUCUGGUUUACCUUUGAGCUACUGCACCUUUGGACAUGGCUCUUACUAGCAUGAACCUGCUGGGGACUCAUAACCCUUUACCAAAGCUUCCCUGGCCGAUCUCCAUGCUCCCUUCUCACCUGGAGAGGUGCCUAUAGCCAUGCUCCCUUCUCACCUGGAGAGGACUCUCAGGGAGAAGGGGAACUAACAGCUACCUCCCUGGCACUUUCCACAUAACUUUGCUCCCAGCUCCUAAAAUCAGUUGAAGACAUUGGUCUGAUCAAAAUUACUUGUCAAUAUAAUCAAGUGCCUUUAUUGUUGGUAGUUUACCCUAGCUUUUUCUUUUCUCCCAGUCACCUAGUUGUAGUAAGGAAGUUUAUUUUGAUUGAGCCUCAGAGCUUUGUCAAGACCUGAUGAGGGGAGUAACUUUCCGGUGAUAAUCCCUUUGAUGUGUUCUUGUAUGUGACAUUAAAAGCUAAACUGGUAUCUUGUUCCUAUGUUUAGUAUAAAACCUGUUACAGUCCUAAGAAAAGGAAAUUGCCACUUCAGAAGAGAUGAUAGUUUUAUCUUGUCAAGGAAUUAUCUUUUUAGUAGUCUGUAUUGGCUUAUUUGAGAAAUGAUAUGAAACCCUAUCAAAAAUGUGUGCCUCUUGCAGAUGCUUUGAUUGUUUGAAGUGUUUAGUAGUAGAUUGGAGGUAUCCAUUACUUAUUUAAAGGAUGGAACUUUUUUUUCUCCCUAGCCAUGAACAGGGAAGCCAAGGGAAAUCCUUGCAGUGCUCUGCUGUGGUCACACUGAGCUCAUGACCACUGGACUUAAAAAGAGCUGUAAAAGCAGGAAAGGCAGUUGUUACCCGAAGGCGGGAACCUGCUUUCAUUGCCAGCUGUGCCCAAGAUGCAGUUUGUGAUUCUUCCACAUCUGAAAGUGCCUCUCUACGUGCAGAUGGAGUUAAUGCCUUCCUCACGCUCGCAUUUAUCCCUUCCUUUCCCCUCUGAAGGUUCCUGAGGUGGAGGAACUUCUUCCCAUCCUCCUUCCUCCAGUUAAAACUUAAAUGUCCCCAUGCAGGCAGUAGUAGCUGCAGGUAAUGUGUGCUGACUGCAGCUUCUUGUGAAGGAGGUAGAGAGCUGGCACCCCUGGCGGUGGGCUGCCUUCCUCCAGUAAGUGAUAAAGUACAGGGACUAGACACUUCCAUUAGGGGACAUGAUGUCAAGUACCUGGUGUCCGCAAAUUCCCAUAAGUAGUACAUUUCAUGUUCUGUGUUAAAUAGGCUCUUGAAGUAGUGAUUUAGUACUUUUUAAAAAUAGAAUAGUUUGUCCUCAACAGGUGACUUUAAAAAACAUAACCUGGCCCUCCCUG